GCCCACAUCUUAAAAUAUCAGUUUACCUACAAACAGCAGCAUUCAAAUUCCCUUCACAUUUUUCUCUUUGUAAACACAUUUUGUUUCAAUGGCACCAAAGGCAGAGAAGAAGCCAGCAGAAAAGAAGCCGGUGGAGGAGAAGAAAACCACCGUCGCCGAGAAAGCUCCGGCUGAGAAGAAGCCAAAGGCCGGGAAGAAACUCCCAAAGGACGGCGGUGCUGCUGCCGGAGAUAAGAAGAAGAAGAAGGCCAAGAAGAGCGUUGAGACUUACAAGAUCUACAUUUUCAAGGUGCUCAAACAGGUUCACCCUGACAUUGGGAUUUCGAGCAAGGCCAUGGGUAUCAUGAACAGUUUCAUUAACGAUAUCUUUGAGAAGUUGGCCCAAGAAUCUUCUAGAUUGGCCCGUUACAACAAGAAGCCCACAAUUACUUCUCGGGAGAUCCAGACUGCUGUGAGACUUGUACUUCCUGGAGAAUUGGCUAAGCAUGCUGUUUCUGAGGGUACUAAGGCUGUUACCAAGUUUACUAGCUCUUGAAGUUCUUUCUAAUGGGAUUGUUGUUAGAGUAGUUUUUCAGUUUAUGGUUAUGUUUGUCAAGGAUUAGUUGAAUCGGAUGGUACUUCACUGUUUUUUCUUUUGUUUUUUUUGGGGGGGGGGGGGUGUUUACCCAUGGAUCUUCUCGAUCCAGUAUGUGUAGUUCAUGUUUGGAAUACAAUCGUAUUAUAGUUCUAUUUCAGUUCUCAA
Molecule: messenger RNA, 742 nt
Organism: Nicotiana attenuata
Lineage: Eukaryota; Viridiplantae; Streptophyta; Magnoliopsida; Solanales; Solanaceae
Product: probable histone H2B.1
Exons: 1
Coding region: 89-535 (148 amino acids)
Biological process (GO): nucleosome assembly
Cellular component (GO): nucleosome
Molecular function (GO): protein heterodimerization activity; DNA binding; structural constituent of chromatin
Source: RefSeq, a predicted model, not a curated record